GACUUCAGGCGGCGAAGCGCACGGAGCAGCCGGUCGCUUGGCAACGUUCCGCGCUGCCCAUCAUGUCCUUAAGCUGCAGCCUCUCGCGUCUCCGGACGCAAGUGCAUUUCGUUCUGAAAAAGUCUGUCCACUCGGUGGCUGUGAUCGGAGCCCCGUUCUCACGGGGACAGAAAAGAAAAGGAGUGGAACAUGGUCCUGCUGCUAUCAGAGAAGCUGGCUUGAUGAAAAGGCUCUCCAAUUUGGGCUGCCACCUAAAGGACUUUGGAGAUUUGAGUUUCACUCCAGUCCCCAAAGAUGAUCUGUACAACAACCUGAUAGCAAAUCCUCGCUCGGUGGGCCUCGCCAACCAGGAACUGGCUGAGGUAGUUAGUAGAGCAGUAUCAGGUGGCUACAGCUGUGUCACAGUGGGAGGAGACCACAGCUUGGCAAUUGGUACCAUCAGUGGCCACGCCCGGCACUGCCCAGAUCUUUGUGUGAUCUGGGUUGAUGCCCACGCUGACAUCAAUACACCCCUCACCACUUCAUCUGGAUGUCUCCAUGGACAGCCGGUUUCAUUUCUCCUCCGAGAACUACAGGACAAGGUGCCACAGCUCCCAGGAUUUUCCUGGAUCAAACCUUGUAUCUCUUCCCCAAGUAUUGUGUAUAUUGGUCUAAGAGAUGUGGACCCUCCUGAACAUUUUAUUUUAAAGAAUUAUGAUAUCCAGUAUUUUUCCAUGAGAGACAUAGAUAGACUUGGUAUCCAGAAGGUCAUGGAACAGACAUUCAAUCUACUGAUUGGCAAAAGACAAAGGCCAAUCCAUCUGAGCUUUGAUAUUGAUGCAUUUGACCCUACACUGGCUCCAGCCACAGGAACUCCUGUUGUAGGGGGCCUGACCUAUCGAGAAGGCAUGUAUAUUACUGAGGAAAUACACAACACAGGGUUGCUGUCAGCACUGGAUCUCGUUGAAGUUAAUCCUCAGUUGGCUGCUUCAGACGAAGAAGCCAAGGCUACAGCUGGCCUGGCAGUGGAUGUGAUUGCUUCAAGUUUUGGUCAGACAAGGGAAGGAGGGCACAAUGUCUAUGACCAACUUCCUACUCCCAGUUCACCACAUGAAUCAGAAAAUGAAGAACGUGUGAGAAUUUAGGAAAUACUGUAUGCUGACACGUUUGUCACAAUGGGCAUUCCAGAGUUGUGAAGUUUUUGAGGGGGCAGAUACUACAUGGUCAUUUGGGUCAAUACUGCCUUAAUGAGAACAUUUGCGUAUUCUCACAAUUGUAAAAUUUCCUUUCCCUCUCCAUUUUGGUGACCAAUGAUACUACUGUAAAUGUAUUUGUGGGUUUUUUGGGUUUUUUUUGCAAUUCACAGGGUAUUAAUAUGUUAGAGUACCAUGUAAAUUUAAAGAAGUCAUAAACAGCAUUUAUUACCUUGUUAUAUC
This is a messenger RNA of Myotis brandtii (Brandt's bat), 1415 nucleotides long. It is a transcript of the gene ARG2, whose product is annotated as arginase 2. NCBI's taxonomy places the organism in Eukaryota, Metazoa, Chordata, Mammalia, Chiroptera, Vespertilionidae. The record is from RefSeq and is a predicted model, not a curated record. Gene Ontology annotation, cellular component: cytoplasm; mitochondrion. The transcript has 8 exons. Gene Ontology annotation, molecular function: arginase activity; manganese ion binding. The coding region runs from base 63 to 1124 and encodes 353 amino acids.